AAGGCAAUGGUGAAAGAAAAGAAAAGAGCAGAUAAAAAAGGGGAUAAGUUGGCCUGCUCUCCCUCGUCUGUCUCCGAUCAUACAGAGUUUCCCAAACAAGAUGGCAAUGCUGCCAGGCAAGAUAUGCCCCCAGGUGCUGUGCCACCAUUGGACAUGCAGCUCAAAGAACCAGAACUCGAGAGAGAGUGCAAAAAUGAUGAUCUGCGGAAUGAAGAUACCACCCAGUAUGAAGAUACCACCCAGUAUGAAGAGCCCAUUCUGACCAAACUCAUAGUAGAAAGCUACGAAGGGGAAAAAGUCCGUGGACUGUAUGAGGGAGAAGGCUUUGCCAUCUUUCAAGGAGGCUGUACCUACCACGGUAUGUUUUCAGAAGGACUCAUGCAUGGACGGGGGACUUACGUCUGGGCUGAUGGAUUGAAAUAUGAGGGGGACUUUGUGAAAAACAUCCCCAUGAACCGUGGCGUCUACACAUGGCCGGAUGGCAGCACCUACGAAGGAGAAGUGGUCAACGGCAUAAGACACGGAUUCGGCAUGUUCAAGUGCAGCACGCUGCCCGUGUGCUACAUCGGCCACUGGUGCCACGGCAAGAGACACGGCAAGGGCUGCAUUUGUUACAAUCAAGAGGGUACCUCUUGGUACGAGGGAGACUGGGUGCACAACGUCAGAAAGGGCUGGGGGAUAAGGCGUUACAAAUCUGGAAAUAUAUAUGAAGGUCAGUGGGAGAACAACGUGCGUCAUGGGGAAGGCCGGAUGAGGUGGCUGACAACUAACGAAGAGUACACGGGUCAUUGGGAGCAGGGGGCCCAGAAUGGUUUUGGCACACACACAUGGUUUCUAAAGAGAAUCCCCUACUCCCAGUAUCCUCUGAGAAAUGAAUAUGUGGGAGAGUUUGUGAAUGGAUACCGUCAUGGCUAUGGAAAGUUCUACUAUGCCAGUGGAGCCAUGUAUGAGGGAGAAUGGGUUGCCAAUAAAAAACAUGGCAUGGGCCGAUUAACUUUUAAGAAUGGGCGUGUGUAUGAUGGCCCAUUUUCCAAUGACCGCAUAGCAGAGUUUCCAAAUCUUGAAGGUGAACUGAUCAGCUACCUGGACACGACUCCAGAAUCUGCCCUCAGGAACCAGUAUUGCAGAUCCUCCAUCAGUGCCGAAAUCAUCAGAAAGCUUGAUGGCAGUGAAAGUAAUUCCACGUUAGGCUCGAGCAUUGAGCUGGAUCUCAGUUUGUUGCUGAAAAUGUACCCGGAGAGAGACCAAUCAGAAGAAAAGAAGCAGGUAGAAUAUGCUAUCUUAAGAAAUAUUACAGAACUAAGAAGAAUCUAUAGCUUCUACAGCAGCCUAGGAUGUGAUCACUCUCUGGAUAACACCUUUCUGAUGACAAAGCUUCACUUCUGGAGGUUUCUAAAAGACUGCAAAUUCCAUCAUCAUAAAAUAACCCUCGCCGAUAUGGACAGGGUACUAAGUGCCAAUAAGGACAUACCAGUUGAAGAAAUUCAUUCUCCAUUUACAACAAUACUUUUGACAACAUUUUUGAAUUACCUCCUGGAGUUGGCUUACCACAUCCAUCACAAAGAAUACCAAGACAGAAGCCCAUCACUCUUUUUGUGUUUUACAAAACUGAUGAAUGAGAACAUUCGCCCAAAUGCCUGCCGUGUAAAAGGCAGUUUAUUCUGCGAGGCCCACCAGACACUCUAUUCAAUGAAUUACGUGGAUAAGUGCUGGGAGAUCUACACAGUUUACUGCAGACCAAACGCAGCCCCUCCGCAUGAGCUCACAAUGGACAUGAGACACUUCCUCUGGAUGUUGAAGAGAUUUAAAAUGAUAAAUAAAGAAUUAACAGCAAGAAAAUUUGUGGAGGUCAUAGCAGAGGAUAAUCCUUUCAUGCAUGAUGGAAUUGACAGCAACUUUAAACUUGAGCUGGUUUUCCUGGAAUUCUUUGAAGCUCUGUUAAGCUUCGCACUCAUCUCUGUUACUAACCAAUCGACUAAAUUCUAUUUAAAUUUUCCAAAUGAUGGCUCGUCUGGAAACAAAGCUGGAAGCACUUAUACAAUGAUAAAUCAGGGAAAAUGUAUUUUCUGGUCAUGACCUAUGACAGUGGAGAUACGUAAUGAGUGUCAGAGGGCCUACCGACACCCUCAGGGGUGUGGGGCUCCCCUGGCUGGACCACGAGGCCUACGGCAUCUGAGGUGGUUUUUAUGAAACGUUUCAUCCCACGAUCUAGUGUUUACAAGAGUGGAUUGCUUGUCACAGAGCACAGAUGCCAAGGAACAGCUCCCGAGCGUGUGCAGGAUGCUGGGCGCGUCCCAGAGGACAGGACCUGCUCAUGGGGCUGGACACUGGGCUUCACGCCAAAGCCUUGGGGGAGCAGGGACAGUGUGGGCCGUUGACCGAAAGAUCUAGCCGCUGGGUCAGAUGGAGCGGGGGUUUCAGGGUAGUGGGCUGGAAGGGUUUCUGAUCGUUGAGUCCUUCAUUCGGAGCCACAAGGGAGAGUGUUGGGGGCCAGCGGAAACCCCAGCUGGGAAACUCGCGAGAGCUGCUCACUCAGGGAGACCUCUCACUGUUGGUCAUCUAAGGAGCACCUCUGACCACGAGUCCCAGGAUGUGCCUUGGACCCUCGUGCAGGUUCAACUUCAGUAGCACCCAGUCCACCCGAUCAGCAGAUACGCCCCCUCCAGGUCAUCCGAGAGCCUGGCCACAGGCUGGGGCCGGGUCAUGUCCACCUUAAACUCAUCCAUGCCUGUGUGGAUGGCAGCACAUGGACUCCAGUAACCACACUCGGACACGCUGGCCUCGGGGACAGCCUCAGGAACCAUCGGAUCAAGUUCACGUCUGGUUUCCAAUCUGGCACCGCACAUCCAUCAAGAUAAACAAGUCCUAUUAUAACCAUACAACGGGGGAUGAGCCAGCAGUGAAGUAACUCCUAACACAUGCCAACAGCAUGGGUGCAUUAAUUAUGCUGGGUGAAAGAGGCCAGACAGAGAAGGAUACAUACUGCUGUGAUUCCAAUGACGUAAAAUUCUAGAAAUGCCAAGUGAUCUGUAGUGACAGAAAACAGGUAAGUAGUUGCCCGAGGAUGAGGGAAGAGGGCUUCCUGGGGCACAGGAAACCUGGGGUGAUGGAUACGUCCACUCUCUGAGGCGAUGGUUUCACAGGUGUAGACACAUCGAAACUCACCGUCAUAGUGCGCGUUAUGUGCAGGUCAUUGUAAAUCAGUUAUACCACGUUAAAAUCACGUACACGUGUGUCUCCACGGAAAACAGAAAUCCUCUUAUGUAUUUGUCGUUGAUCAGAACACCCAGAACAGGAGACGAAGUGCUCUAAGAAGCCAGGAAUCUGAGGUGCAGGACGGCAACACUAAGUCGUCUUCAAGCAAGUUAGGAGUCUUGCUUGACAUGAGCAAGAUAAGGCAAUCAGAG
Molecule: messenger RNA, 3407 nt
Organism: Globicephala melas (long-finned pilot whale)
Lineage: Eukaryota; Metazoa; Chordata; Mammalia; Artiodactyla; Delphinidae
Gene: RSPH10B
Product: radial spoke head 10 homolog B
Source: RefSeq, a predicted model, not a curated record